GUAACCUUCCUUCACCGCCGUUAAUUUCUCUUCCUCAACCGGAUUUUCUGUCCGAAACGACGUCGUUUCUUAAGUCUAUCGAAACGUUGACGUUUUAUUCUUCUUCUUCUUCUCACUUUUGAUUCUCAAAAAAAAACCCUAAAUCCUCGCUUCUUCUUCUUCUCUUGGUCCUUGCUGCAGCUUUAUUCAGGAACAAACCCACUAAUUGUUUGUUCAUUACUCGUGAAACUGAUUUGAAUUUGGGCAUGAACUUUCUCAUCUUUGUUUAAGUGUAUGUUUGAUCUUAGUUUAUUCUAAGUGCUUUUUGCUUGUGGAUAAUGUGAUUACUCUCUUAAUAAUUAGCUGUUCAGAACUAAGAGAAGAUGAAGAUUGCCAUUGAAGGCUGUAUGCACGGAGACCUUGACAAUGUGUACAAGACAAUUCAACAUCAUGAACAGAUUCACAACACUAAAGUCGAUCUCCUCCUUUGCUGCGGUGAUUUUCAGGCUGUCAGAAAUGAGAAAGACAUGGAUAGCCUUAACGUACCUAGAAAAUAUAGAGAGAUGAAAUCUUUCUGGAAGUACUACUCCGGUCAAGAAGUUGCUCCGAUUCCCACAAUUUUCAUCGGUGGCAAUCAUGAAGCUUCUAACUACUUGUGGGAAUUGUAUUAUGGGGGUUGGGCUGCCACCAAUGUAUACUUUUUGGGUUAUGCAGGAGUUGUGAAGUUUGGUAAUCUACGAAUUGGAGGCCUCUCGGGUAUCUACAAUGAGCGGCAUUACCGUUCAGGACACUUCGAGCGGCCACCGUAUAAUGAGAGCACCAUCAGAUCGGUCUAUCAUGUUCGUGAGUAUGAUGUCCAGAAGUUGAUGCAACUUGAAGAGCCGCUUGAUAUAUUUCUCUCACAUGAUUGGCCUUUUGGAAUUACUGAUUAUGGAGAUUCAGAAUCACUUAUGCGGCAAAAACCAUACUUCCGUCAAGAGAUCGAGGAGAGAACUCUUGGAAGUAAACCAGCAGCUUUACUGCUGGAAAAACUGAAGCCUCGGUAUUGGUUUUCAGCUCACUUACACUGCAAAUUUGCUGCUGCUGUUCAACACGGGAAUGAUGGCACAGUGACAAAGUUUUUGGCCCUUGAUAAAUGCCAACCAGGGAAAAAGUUUUUACAGAUUAUUGAAAUCGAAUCAGAGCCUGGACCUUUUGAGGUCCUAUACGACGAAGAGUGGCUAUCAAUAACACGAAAGUUCAAUUCCAUUUUUCCGCUAACAAGGAGAUACGCAAACUUCAGUAGCGCUGCUGGAAUGGAUAUACAAGAGAGCCGUGAGUGGGUGAGGAAGAAGCUAGAAGAAAGGCAAUUUAAAUCUUUUGAGUUUGCAAGGACAGUCCCAACAUAUAACCCAUCACAACGUAACUUUGAUCCCAUACCUGAGAUCCCACAGAAUCCCCAGACAUUGUCUUUGUUAGAGCUCCUUGGUCUCCCAUAUAUCCUUGAUUCAUCACCAGUAACAGGGGAAAGAACUAAUAUCCAGGCUUCACUGGCUCCAUCAGAUCUUCCGAUGUAUGAUAGCGAAGAAAUCCCAAUUGAUGACAUUGAUGAAAUAGAAGAGAUGGAGAAAGCAAAAGCGGACGACCCUACGAGAGACGAGACAUGAAUCUCUCCAUCCUAGUGGUCAGAAUCUUUCUUUUGCUAAUAUCUGACUGCUUAAUCGACAAGCUGGAAAAACCACAUUAGUGGGGAUUCUGUGAUUUAGAAAAUCAGGCUCAGACUUAUUUUUCUCAGGAUACAGUUUAUUUGUGAUUGUCUGAUAGAUACUAAAGAAAAGUGAAUCAUGAAAAUGUAUCGAAGACAUAAAAAGUUAGAAAUCAAUGUUCAUCCAUUAUUCGAGAAA
This is a messenger RNA of Capsella rubella, 1862 nucleotides long. RefSeq names its product lariat debranching enzyme. Lineage: Eukaryota; Viridiplantae; Streptophyta; Magnoliopsida; Brassicales; Brassicaceae. The transcript is spliced from 9 exons. Gene Ontology annotation, biological process: mRNA splicing, via spliceosome. The record is from RefSeq and is a predicted model, not a curated record. Gene Ontology annotation, molecular function: RNA lariat debranching enzyme activity. Gene Ontology annotation, cellular component: nucleus. The coding region runs from base 363 to 1625 and encodes 420 amino acids.